This is a messenger RNA of Gloeophyllum trabeum ATCC 11539, 3234 nucleotides long. RefSeq lists its product as uncharacterized. Gene Ontology annotation, cellular component: mitochondrion. The transcript is spliced from 3 exons. NCBI's taxonomy places the organism in Eukaryota, Fungi, Basidiomycota, Agaricomycetes, Gloeophyllales, Gloeophyllaceae. Bases 1 to 3234 code for a protein of 1077 amino acids. The record is from RefSeq and is a predicted model, not a curated record.
AUGCCCAAACCUAGCGUCCUGCAAGUCAUCCUGAACAAACCGUCCCGAUCUUACGCCUUCCCUCCAGCGAGGGAGUACUACUCUUCCAAGCCCGAGCUGCUACGCGCUGCGACCAGUACGGAGGAAGACGCGGGAGUCGGAAGGGCGGGUGGAUAUGAGCCCAAAAAUAUCCCCGAUAUAGUUAUCUUCGGUUCAUCUCCUCGACGAGGACCUUUUCGAGAAGACGUCACUUCAACCGAUGCAUCCUCGCGCUCCCGGAUUGCCAGCACAUCCUCCCACCGUCCCGGCACGCCUUCUGAUCCAGCCUUUCUGCAAAUACACCAAUCCCCGUCUCACCGUGUUAUAAAUGACGACGGUACUCCUGAGGGACAUCGAGACUCCGAUUCAGACUCGGAAAACGACGUAUUCUACACUCCUCUAUCUUCCCCUUAUAACUCGCCGCACACCUCGAUGGCGCUCUCCGAUACUGCCUUAGUUAUCCCUCCUGCUCCCAUUUCUGUUCCCCCCAAACCGAAUCCUCCGCAGUCGUCUCUCGCGUCAUUCACCUUCCCCAGACGCGCCCUCCCAUCUACGCCACAGACGCCCUCGCUGUCGAACGGAGAUGCGAGUGGACGCCAUUCGUAUACGUAUUCCUCCAGCAGUUCCUCGGAUACCGAGGACGACGCAUCUAUUUUUUCCUCUUCCACGAACCCAAUGACCGCCUCGACUCAUCUUACCAGCCCCACCCAGUCUGUCAACGACCAUCGUACACACUCCCUACAACGGAAGGGCACUAUAUCCACCACCGCUGGACAAUCUAGCGCUACGACCCUCACAGUCACGAACGAGAGAACGAGGGAAAGAGGGCAUGGACACAGACGCACGCAAUCUGUCGGAGCCGGUAUGGGACCUGAGGUUAAGGAUAGGAGGAAAGCGGUGUACUCGAGCAACGACUGGGCUAAAGAUGUCCGCUGGCUACAGCCUGAAGGUCCAUCGAACGGUACCGUAAACCUGGCUGCUGCCUCGGGGACGCGCUCCACUGGCACUGUACCCCCGUCGAAAGGUAAAGGCAAAGUCAAAGACUCGAGCUAUUCAUAUUACCCGUGGGAUCAGGAGGAGCGACAGCGGAUGAGCGCGGUCAUGGAAGAAGACGAGGAUGAUCUGUCUUCCGUGGGCAAUCGCAACUCCAACUACUCGAGUCGUUCUCGCCGCCGGCUGCGAGUUCAGAGUACCCCGUCGACAUCCCAGCUGCGUCCACCUCACUCCCACACGAGUCAUGGCAGCCACUCCAAUUCUAGCGCCUCCGGUGGAGCCGAUAUACCCCGUUCUCAGAGUCAUGGUCGCCGCUCUCCUUCACUGGCUAGCGGAUCAGGCUCGGGGCACGGUCAUGCUCGCGCAUAUUCCCAAAGCUAUACCACGCGAAAUCUUCCUACGCCUAUGCCUGCCAGCUCCUCGAGUACUGCGACGCACACCUACACUGGUCUCGUCCUGCCACGCGCCGGUCAGAGCCUCGCCCCGGAGAAGACACUCCUGGGGAUCAGGAAGAAAAACAAGGAAUAUGGCGGCGGCGGCGGCAAAGUCGAUCUGACGCAGAGCGGAAUGGCAACUACUACGAUGGCGACUGUCGAAGUAGUCAAGGGCGUUGCAGGUACAUUGUCCAAGAAGAGGAACAUAUUCAAAAGGAAUACUAGCAAGGACGAGGGCGCCUUUGCGCACAGGCACGUUUCGGAGUCCGAGACACCGCUCGCGCUCACUUCUCAUCUCUCCCCACCGUCGUACGUACCGGCUAAUUCUGUCCUCGUGCAGGUUUGGGCAGCAGGAUUAGAUGUGGUAGACGAGAGGCUCGUUAGAGAGGUCGUGUCUGAUAUCGCCGGUGGGAAGGCAGGAAAGGCCGUUGGCUACGUGCCUGGCAGGAGUCUGGUGGGACGCGCAGUCGAGGUUGGCAGCAGUGUGAGGGAGGAAGUGUGCAGGCGGAACGAAUGGGUGGUUGGGAUGUUGGACGUCAGAAAAUGCGGCGCUCUGUCCGAAUUCGUGCUCCUUGAGCGGCAUCGAAUACACCGCGUUCCCCCUCCUCCGCCUCCUGGGACUGAUGGCAAUGCCAUCCUGUCCCGGUCAUCGUCGUACAGGUCCCAGCACUCCCGUUCGGAUUCUCAAUCUCCAGGCGGUUCUCGGUCGUCCCACGCUCGUUCCCAGUCGUUAUCCUCCUCCCGGACGCUUACGAACAGUCGCAUGCCGGCGCCCACUAUGUUGUCGCUGGAGGAGCUAGCCUUGCUGCCGGCCGUCGGCGUUCCUGCGUACCGUGUUUUGCGGACAUUCGAGCGCGUGAUCGAGCUGAGACGCGUUAUCGGGAGCGAAGGAAACCUUGCGCGGAAGAGGGCAUUCAUUAUCAGAGGCCACGACGGCGUGGGGGCAAUGGUCACGCAAAUGCUGAGCAAACGGGGCGUCGAUGUGACGGUCUUCGUGCCGGGCGGUGUCAUUGACCUGGGCCUCCGCGACGGCGGUGAGGGUGAGGUGGACUUGAAUGAAGAUGUGGAGGAACGGAUGAGGAUCGUGGAGAAACGGAUACGCGCUUGGGGUUCCUCUGACAUCGUCUGGGGAUCCGCUACUAGGGGAGAUGGGAGAGACCGUGAGGAGAUCCUGGAGGCCAUCCAACGUCUCUCCGAAGAUGGGGAGGAGUUCGACAUGGUUCUUGACACCAUCGGUGGGAGAGACGUCUGGGUCGCGUGUAAGAAUAUCAUGGGCGGAGGCUCGGGACUCGCCGCUGCGCAGUUCACUACCACUGUCGGCGAUCUUCUUGAGCGGGUCGUGCCAACCGCUCAGGAUCACUUCUGGGCGGGUCUACGGAGCAUGGGCCUCAGUCGUGGAGGCAGCGUGAAAAAGGUUCCAGCUGGGGAGAAGGUUGCAGCUGCUUUGGUGAACGGUAGCCCCAGCAUCAAGGGCAGCGUCAAGAGUAAGGGCAAGGACAGCCUCAGGGAGAAGGGGAAGGAGAAGAAAGAGGUUGGGUAUGCGUGGGUCAGCGUCUCGGCGGACGUCGACAUGGAGGGGGAGGACAUCUCAGAUACCCUAAACGCGGUCCUCCGGAUGGUGAAGGACUUGGGCAUCCGGCCCUGGGCAGGCCCGACCGAUGUCGACACAUACGAGGAGACGAACAACGAAGACAAGAAGGUACUGCCCUUCGAAAAUGCGCCAGAUCUAUUCAGUAGCAGGAGUUUACUGCGUGAUGGUGGGACGGCAGUGGUCAAAAUUGCUGCUUAA